Molecule: messenger RNA, 471 nt
Organism: Saxophila tyrrhenica
Lineage: Eukaryota; Fungi; Ascomycota; Dothideomycetes; Mycosphaerellales; Extremaceae
Gene: NUT2
Product: RNA polymerase II mediator complex subunit
Exons: 2
Coding region: 1-471 (156 amino acids)
Biological process (GO): positive regulation of transcription by RNA polymerase II
Cellular component (GO): mediator complex
Molecular function (GO): transcription coregulator activity
Source: RefSeq, a predicted model, not a curated record
AUGGCGGCGGCGACACUGGACGAUGUCGAUACACACCUCCGCGCCAUCAUCAGCAACCUAUACAACCUCAUAGUCCAAGCCCACAACUAUCAACCACCGUCGCAACCACGCGCAUUCACGGCCGAGGUGUACGCUACCUCCCUAAACAUCUUCUGGCCUGAACGCAAAUCUAACAAAUUACCCAGAAAAGAGCUCAUCAACAACCUCGUCUCCCUAACCAAAACCUCCCGCCGCCUACCCACCCACAUCCCCAUCGAGCUCAUCGAAUACGUCGAAAGCACCCGCAACCCGGACAUCUACACGCGCGAGUUCGUGGAGCUGGUUAUGAAGUACAACCAGCAGCAGAAGGGAAGGAUGGAGGCUUUUGCGAGUUUUCGGGAUAUUCUGGCUGAGCAGAUGAUGGUGGGGAUACCGGAGAUCAAGGAUGAUGUGAGGAGGGUUGCGAAUGCUUCGGGAGGAAAUGUCGCGUGA